This is a messenger RNA of Raphanus sativus (radish), 1425 nucleotides long. RefSeq names its product serine/threonine-protein kinase SRK2G. Gene Ontology annotation, molecular function: protein serine/threonine kinase activity; ATP binding. The record is from RefSeq and is a predicted model, not a curated record. Bases 167 to 1225 code for a protein of 352 amino acids. Gene Ontology annotation, biological process: protein phosphorylation; intracellular signal transduction. The transcript has 10 exons. NCBI's taxonomy places the organism in Eukaryota, Viridiplantae, Streptophyta, Magnoliopsida, Brassicales, Brassicaceae.
UAAUAAGAUAGAUUAGCGUUGCACUCAACUUAAAGCAUAAGCAGGUCAUCGAGAAUCGAGCUCACCACCUUCCACCACGUGGUCCAAUCCCAUAACCAUCUCCUUUGUCUACGCCCCCACAUCGAUGCACAAUCAGCACAUAUUCCAUUGAUUUGGAGAGAGAAAAAUGGACAAGUAUGAGGUUGUGAAGGAUCUAGGAACUGGAAACUUCGGUGUGGCUCGUCUUCUGAAGCACAAGGAGACCAAUGAGCUCGUUGCCAUGAAAUACAUCGAGAGAGGCCGAAAGAUAGAUGAGAACGUGGCUAGAGAGAUUAUCAAUCACAGAUCACUUAAGCAUCCUAAUAUCAUCCGCUUCAAGGAGGUGAUUCUGACACCUACUCAUCUUGCUAUCGUGAUGGAGUAUGCUGCUGGAGGAGAGCUCUUUGAUCGAAUCUGCACUUCUGGUAGAUUCAGUGAAGCUGAGGCUAAGUACUUCUUUCAACAGCUGAUUUGUGGCGUCGACUACUGCCACUCCUUGCAAAUAUGCCACAGAGAUCUGAAGCUUGAAAACACACUGCUUGAUGGGAGCCCUGCUCCGCUUUUGAAAAUCUGUGACUUUGGUUACUCCAAGUCAUCUAUACUACACUCUAGGCCUAAAUCAACCGUUGGAACUCCAGCAUACAUUGCACCUGAAGUUCUUUCCCGGAGAGAAUAUGAUGGCAAGCACGCUGAUGUGUGGUCAUGUGGAGUAACCCUAUAUGUGAUGCUGGUUGGAGCUUACCCAUUUGAGGAUCCUAAUGAUCCAAAGAACUUCAGGAAAACAAUCCAACGUAUAAUGGCUACACAAUACAAGAUCCCGGACUACGUUCACUUAUCUCAGGAAUGCAAACACCUUCUCUCUCGCAUAUUCGUCACUAACCCCGCUAAGAGAAUCACGCUUAAGGAGAUCAAGAAUCAUCCAUGGUACACGAAGAAUUUGCCAAAGGAGCUGGUAGAGUCGGCUCAAGCGGUGUAUUACAAGAGAGACAACACGAGCUAUUCUCUUCAGAGCAUAGAGGACAUAAUGAAGAUAGUUGGAGAAGCUAGGAAUCUACCUUCAUCUUCUAGUGUUAGCAAAAGCUUGGGAUCAGGGGCUGAAGAUGAAGAGGAAGAGGACGUUGAAGAAGAAGAUGAAUACGAGAAGCAUGUCAAAGAGGCACAUUCUUCUUGUCAAGAGCCUGAUAAAGCUCAAGAAGAAAGAAAAUGAUCUGUUGCUCUAAACUACUUCGUACAUGUUAUUUCACUUUUCGAUUUGAUGUCUGCAUACGUUCUCGUUUUCUUCAACUGUCUAGUGGUUCUGAACAUAACUCAAAAAAUGCUGUCGGAUCUUCAGAGAGUGCUCUCAAGUGAUUAAGACAAGGGGUCAAAAAUAUUAUGAUGAUAAUAAAAUGAUCUCUCUGUUAAGCA